AUGGAGAUUUGGCCUCUGAUGCAGCUGCUGCUCUUGGGGUUGCUGCUGGGGGCGGCUCAGGGACAGAGGGAUGAGCUGAGCUCUGAGGAGGAAAGAACAGCCCUGAUGCUGAAGGUGAGAAACUCUCCAUUUCCCUGGCACCACCCCAUCUAAUACAGGGGCAGCAUAGACAGUGGUCUGGGCCAAUACAAUUUGCCAGGGGACUCCAGGGUGGGGGGAAGAGGGGCAGCUGCCAUGUUGGAAACAGCGUGUGAGUGCAAACCAUACAUUUAAAACACACAAGCCCUCAAAGAAUCCUGGGAACUGUAGUUUACAGAGCUACAGUUCCCAGCACCUUUAACAAAUUACAGUCCUCAGGAUUGCUUGCGGGGAAGGGAUGUAUGAUAUGUAUAAAAAGGUAAAGGGACCCCUGACCAUUAAGUCCAGUCGUGACCGACUCUGGGGUUGUGGCGCUCAUCUCGCUAUAUUGGCCAAGGGAGCCGGCGUACAGCUUCCGGGUCAUGUGGCCAGCAUGACUAAGCCGCUUUUGGUGAACCAGAGCAGCGCACGGAAACGCGGUUUACCUUCCCGCUGGAGCGGUAUCCUAUUUAUCUAUGUGCACUUUGACAUGCUUUCGAACUGCUAAGUUGGCAGGAGCAGGGACCGAACAAUGGGAGCUCACCCCGUCGCGGGACCGCCGACCUUCUGAUGGGCAAGUCCUAGGCUCUGUGGUUUAACCCACAGCGCCACCCGCAUCCCUAUGUUAUGUAUAGGGUUGCCAUAUGCCUGUUUUUUUCUUGGACAUGCCUGGGAUUCCAAGGUUGAAAUUACCAUCCGGGGAGAUUGUAUAAAAAUCGGAAAAAUGUCUGGGUUUUCGCAAACAGGGGAGAAAAAGCUCAAAAACAUUUUGUGUGUUUCCCCCCAAAAUAGCUCAACAACUUUUGGGUUGAUUUCCCCCCAAAAAGCUCAAAAAUUGUUUGUGUCUUGAUUUUUUUACUUCUUGAAAUAUGGCAACCCUAGAUACAUACAGAUCCUAUGUUGCUUCCAGAAUAUCCGGCCUGCCGUUAUCCAAGAUGCAAACUUUUCCCAGAAUCCAUUAGGCAACACCAAAAGGAUACUGUGGGUUCUCUUGCCCUGCUCCCCACUGCAAUCUGUCAAGCAAUCAAUUUAUGGCUUUGCUUCAGGCAGCAAAAUGUGUUGGACUGGGAAACGAACAAAGGAAAGUGAAGCCCUGUGUCGACAUUAAGGCUUCAUGCACACCAAAUGCUUAAACCACAUUUUCCGCCCACCCAAGAAUCCUGAGAUCUGUAGUUUGUUAGGGGCGCUGGAAAUUGUAGCUCUGUGUGUGUGUGUGUAAAACUACAGUUCCCAGGAUUCUUUGGGUGAAUGAAGGAAACAUGCCUUUGAUAUAUGGUGUGUAUGCAGCCGCAGUGAACACAAAUGGGAUGGAGUGGGACCCACCAUCAACCUCGCUCUCAACUGCUAUGUGGGAAUGCCACAUUCAGACAUGACGAUUAUUGCAUUCAUUUCCCUGGUUGUCUCCAAGAAUCCGUUGUUACACCAUUCUGGAAACCGCAGCUCUGUGAGGGGGAAUAGGGGCCUCCUAACGACUCUCAGCACCCUUAACAAACUACAGUUCCCAGAAUUCUUUGGGGGACCGAAGAGGACAGGCUUUGACAAAACUUGCAUAUGCUAAUUUAUAUGUCUAGAUGCAAAUAAUUACUGUAAUUGAAAUAAAAAUACAGUCCACCUUGUCAUCGUGGGGAAAAAUGUGGCCAAGUGACCACUGUGCCUGCUAGGUCUGCUGUCAGUGAUAACAGACCCAACCAGUGUCCCUAUUUUCCAGGGACAGUCCUGGACUUACAGAAGCUGCCCUGGUUUCUGCUUUGAUUCUGGAAUGUCCCACUUUUCCUUAGGACACCCCUUUUUCCCCUAUGUUGGAGGGUAUGGAGUCAUGGGACACCCCCCCAAGCCAAUGAGCUAAGUAACUGUACAACCAUUAGAAGGCAUCUGAAGGCAGCCCUGUAUAGAGAAGUUUUUUUAUAAAAAAAAAAGUUUAAUGUUUUAUUAAAGGUAAAGGGACCCCUGACCAUUAGGUCCAGUCGCAGAUAACUCUGAGGUUGUGGCGCUCAUCUCGCUUUAUUGGCCAAGGGAGCCGGCGUACAGCUUCCGGGUCAUGUGGCCAGCAUGACUAAGCCGCUUCUGGCGAACCAGAGCAGCCGUUUACCUUCCCACCGGAGCGGGACCUAUUUAUCUACUUGCACUUUGACGUGCCUUCGAACUGCUAGGUUGGCAGGAGCAGGGACCGAGCAACGGGAGCUCACCCCGUCGCGGGGAUUCGAACCGCCGACCUUCUGAUCAGAAAGUCCUAGGCUCUGUUGUUUAACCCACAGCGCCACCCGCGUCCCAAAUGUUUUAUUAUGUUUUUAUAUGUGUUGGAAACCGCCCAGAGUGGCUGGGGCAACCCAGUCAGAUGGACUGGGUAUAGAUAAUAAAAUUAUUAUUAUUAUGGAAUAAGAUGUCCCUAUUUUCAUCAGAGAAAUGUUGGAGGGUAGCUGAUAACAGUUGACGGGCAAACUUCAAGGUGACUGCUGCACAGUUCUUUAUCCUUAUACCGGACCUGACAGUCCUUCAAACAGAGGACAGUUUUAAAAGAGACAUUCCUCUGACAGCUUUCAAAUAGAGGUCUGCCCUCUGUAAAAUUGGACACGUGGCCACUCCAGUUGCGUAAUGUUUAGACGCCUGCUCUGUGUUUUUUUCUUAGACAUACUAGGAUCUGGGGCAGUUCCAGCCUCCAACCCAAACAUAUUACUUAAGACUCUCUCUCUCUCUUUCCCUCUCUGUAAGCUAGACCCGCUCAGGCAGCCAGGAAAAAAUCUGGUAGGUCUGACUGUACAUGCAUGUUCCUACUAAAGUAAUUUAUACAAAACUCUUCGUUUGCCCUGAACGCCUCUCUUGGGUCCCUGAUCUGAAUAAUCUUACAGCUUGGAUUCUGUCCUCUCCCAUCCAGCCCUACAGCCAUUGAACUCAGUCUGCUCUCACCACACGGACUCUUCUUUCCUUUUUGCAGAGGAGUUGAGGCCUCUGUCUUACACGCAUCUGAAAUUUGUGCGCUUAACAGGCCCUGGGAAAUCCAGGGCAGGAUGAUAGGAACAGGAUGAUCUCACCUGUGCUGUGAUGUCAAAACAAAAAACACAAAAAACCCACACUCGGUGUUUGCAUGCUUUUUCCUUCUUAAAGGGAUGUUUCGAUUUGAGCAAGGCUUUGUGUUUUGCUUGAUUGCCAGCUGACUAGAUGCCAUCAAGCUGCUGCGUUCUUGUGACUGAGGUCUGGAACAAAGCCUGGAUUUCUGAAUCCUCUUGGACGCUAAAACAUGGAACUCUUUUAGAAGCAGUAACCAAGUUUUGGGACUUGGCUUAGCAUCUUCCGUGGAUGGCCAAGUCAAAGCUUAGUGAUUAUCUAGUGUGCAUUUGCGAUCUUACUGUUUGCUCUGCCUGUUUCCGUCUGUUUCUGUUACUUAAUAUCUUGACAAACAUAACUGUUUAAGCAUCUCUAAAGCAGGGGUUCCCAAACUUUUUCGGGCCAAGGUUCCAUAAAACUAUCCCAGCACCCCCUACCCUAUAAAAAGCAUUAUUCAGAAAAGCAGCAUGCAUGAUUCAUUAAGGAAGAUAACCAGAGAAUUGUAGAAUUGUAGAGGUGGAAGGGACCACAAGGAUCAUCUAGUCCAACCUCCUACAAUGCAGAAAUACUUUGCCCGAUGUGGGGCUCAAACCCAUGACCCUGAGAUUAACAGUCCCAUGCUCCACCGACUGAGCUUUCUGAAACUGAAAACCGCAACAAUUAAUUGCACAUUUAUUCAAACACCAAUCAAAACUAUUUAAUUUAAUUAAUUUAACAAACCUUGGUCAAGCGAUACCAGCUUUUCAAGGACUGAUAUAGCCAUUUACACCCCCAGCAUCCUCCUGUCACCCCCUUGCCUCUUAGAGACCCCCCCAGGGAAUCUCACGACCCCCCCAGGGGGGCAGUACCACCCACUUUGAAAGCCACUGAUCUAAAGUUUUGCCUGGGUGGUUUCUGAGGUUCCACCUUAUGCUCCUUCCAUGCUUCGAAUGCCCUCUUUAGUUACACUUCCUCCUGUUUUAGGGAACAUCAGAAACUGCCUUAUACCUAGUCAGAACAAGGGUCCAGUAUUGUUGACACUAGCAGUGGCUCUUCAGGAUUUCAGAAAAGGAACAUUCCUAGUCACACCUGGAGAUCUUGGGGAAUUAAUUGAACCAAGGACAUUUCACAUUUCUUUUCUCUGAGCAAUAGCCCUUUUCUACUUGUUACAUCCCAACCUGAAUGUAGCCUAUCUGCCUCCAGCUGUGCUGUCAGCAUGGGGCUGCAAAAAUCUACAAGAGGUGGCCAGUGGCUUGCAUUCUACGGGGUUAUCAUGCAGGCUUGUACUACUAGAUCCAUGUUUCUCAAACGUGGGGCCCCAGCAGUUGUUGGCAGUUCUGAUUUGAUCCCAGAAUGUCCUGGUUUUCCUUAGGACGUCCAUGUUUUCAUUGGAGCAAUCAUAGAAUUGUAGAGUUGGAAGGGACCCCAAGGGGCAUCGAGUCAAACCCCUGCAAUGUAGGAAUAAUGUUGGAGGGUAAGGAGUUAUGCAAACCCUGAGCCAAGGAGAUAAGUAACUAUACAGCCUUUAGAAGACACCUGAAGGCAAGACACCUGUAUAGGGAAGGUUUUUUUUAAUGUUUCAUGUUUCAUUAUGUUUUUAAAUAUGUUGGAGGCCGCCCAGAGAAGCUGGGGCAACCCAAACAGAUGGGUGGAGUAUUAUUAUUAAUAAUAAUAAUAAUCAGCACAUCCCUCUUUUCAUUGGAAAAAUGUUUGAGGGUGUGCAAACACCCCUUUCUGUCUUCCAUUCUGGUAGGCAAAGCAGAGCUCAGACAAAAACACUUGUUGUUUAGUCGUUUAGUCGUGUCUUCGUGACCCCAGGACCAGAGCACACCAGGCACUCCUGUCUUCCACUGCCUCCCACAGUUUCGUCAACUUCAUGUCGGUAGCUUCGAGAACACUGUCCAACCAUCUCGUCCUCUGUUGUCCCCUUCUCCUUGUGCCCUCAAUCUUUCCCAACAUCAGGGUCUUUUCCAGGGAGUCUUGUCUUCUCAUGAGGUGUCCAAAGUACUGGAGCCUCAGCUUCAGGAACUGUCCUUCCAGUGAGCACUCAGGGCUGAUUUCCUUAAGAAUGGAUAGGUUUGAUCUUCUUGCAGUCCAUGGGACUUUCAAGAGUCCCCUCCAGCACCAUAAUUCAAAAGCAUCAAUUCUUCGGCGAUCAGCCUUCUUUAUGGUCCAGCUCUCACUUCCAUAUAUCACUACUGGGAAAACCAUAGCUUUAACUAUACGGACCUUUGUCUGCAAAGUGAUGUUUCUGAAGGUUUUGUCAUCUGCAUAUCUGAGGUUGUUGAUGUUUCUUCCGGCAAUCUUAAUUCUGGCUUGGGAUUCAUCCAGUCCAGCCUUUUGCAUGAUGAAUUCUGCAUAUAAGUUAAAUAAGUGGGGAGACAAUAUAUAGCCUUGUUGUACUCCUUUCCCAAUUUUGAACCAAUCAGUUGUUCCAGGUGCAAAUCAAUCAGGACUGGUGAGGGCUGUGGCUUGGGAGGGUGUAUGGCUUCGGAAGAGUCCAGAGGAGCUAGGCCAGCCUUUCUCAACCUGUGGGUCCCCAGAUGUUGUUGGACUACAACUCCCAUCACUCCUAGCUAGCAAGGCCAGAGCUCAGGGAUGAUGGGAGUUGUAGUUCAACAACAUCUGGGGACCCACAGGUUGAGAACUGCUGAGCUAGGCAGAGAGACCUGGAGGGCAGCAUUUGUUCUCUCACCCCUGAGUCUGAGGAUGCCUGUUCCUAUUCUAACCCUCCUCAUCUAUCCUCCCCUUUUCCCAGCACCUGCAAGAGGUUCUGGAGCUCUCAGAAACAACUGGAGAGGAGGCUGCGCAGGAGGUCACCCUGACUGAGGUGGGGGACCCAGCUGGCAAGGAAAUCUUAGACAAAAAUGCAGAGGAGGAGGAACCCGUAGAAGAACCUCCCCGUACCACACAGCUGUCCCCAACCACAGCACCCCCAGCUCAGCAGGAGGAAGAGGAUGACUUCACCUACGUGUGUGAGUAACGCAAAGCACUCAGGUCCCCCUUCCUUUUAAAAAGGUGAUCUUCCCCACCUCGCAGUUUCACAACCCCAGUUAACAUAAUGAGAAUCCUCUUCUAGCUGGCUUUGAAGGGAGAUUUGUUAAAAGAAUGGAAGAUAGAUCUAUCGAUUUCUGCUAGCCGUGGUGGAGCCCUCCAGGCUUGGGAGCAAUGUAUGGUAGUUCUCUUUGGGCCCCAUCUGCACUACAGAUUUAAAGUUUUAUUAUGUUUUUAGUUUUAUUAUGUUUGUAUAUGUGCUGGAAGCUGCCCAGGGUGGCUGGGGAAACCCAGCCAGGUGGGUGGAGUAUUGUUGUUGUUGCUGCUGCUGCAGUAUCAUGCCACUUUAAACAGCCAUAGCUUCCUCCGAAGGCAGUCCCAAGGGGAGUUCCACAACUGCACCUCUCUUGGUCCCUGCUCUUGGUCGAGACCAGGGUUCCCAAACUUGGGUCUGCAGCUGUUUGUGGACCACAAUUGCCAUCACCCUUGACCCCUGAUCCUGCUGAAGCAGCUCAGGAUCGUAAUACCUCAAGGACCGCCUGUCUCCAUUUGAACUUAGCCAGAUCCUGGUAUCAUCCUUGAGGCCCUUCUAAGUCUGCCUCUUCCACGAGAGGUCCAGAGCAUGGCAACACGAGAAUGGGGCCUUCUCUGCAGUGGCUCCCUGCUUGUGGAAUGCUGUCCCCUGGGAGGUUCUCCUGGCGCCUUCAUUAUACAUCUUUAGGCACACCAGGCAAAAACGUUCCUCUUCAACCAGGCCUUUGGCUGAUUGAUCUGAUGUGUUGUGGAAGGGGGAUUUUUGGAUUAAUUUUGUUCUUCUUUUCAUUAUGUAUUUUGUGUUUGUUAUAUUGCAAUUUUAUGUUGUGAACAGCCCUGAGAUCUACAAGUAUUAUACAAAUUUAACAAGCAAGCAAGCAAGCAAGCAAGCAAGCAAACAAGGUGAUCUGUGGAUGUUGUUGGACUACAAACUCCCAUAAUCUUUUACCGGUUCCAUGCUGGCUGGGGCUGAUGGGCUCCGCAUUGUCUAUCCUUGUAGCCUUCACAGCUCCUUCACAGCUCCUAGGCUCUCUAUUUUUAAUAGGAUUGUUUGUUUGUUUGUUUGUUUGUUUGUAAUCUCUCUGGAGUCGUUGGGCUUAUUCUAGGGGGGGCCAAGUUCGAAUCCCAGCUCAGCCAUGAGCCGAUUUGAAAACUGCUAUUGUACCCUCCCUUAGCAGUCGUUCUGAGCAAGCUCAACAUACCCUGUUUCUCGAGCCUUCCCUCGCCUGUCGUCCCAUGCUGCCAAAUGAUGUAUCUUCUACUCUUUUCUGAAGCCACUGCUUUCUGCUUGUCCUCAGGCACAGAAGCCAAUUACAUCUAACUCCAAUCAAUUCCUAACAUAAAUCCUGAUUUCUUGGGUCUUGGCUGGAAGCAACAGUAAACCCUACCCAUCAACGACUUCCUUUCACUUUAUAAAAACCUCCGCUUUUGGCUGGAGAAGGAGAAGGGGGGCGGGAAAUCACCCUUUGCUGCACUGCCAGGAAUACCCCCAACCUCUCUAGAAUUCUAAUAUUCACAAUGGCAAUCAAAAGUUUAGGCACAGCAGUAAGAGCAAUCUCUCCUGCCAGCAAGCAUCCCACAGGGAAGUAAGUGCUAAGAUUAUUUAUUUAUUUGAAGUAUUUUUAUCCUGCUCACCAAGCCAAAAAAGAAUCCCAGAGCAACUAACGUAAGAUCUGUUAAGACAAGGCAGUCUUCUGCCAGCUGAGUUUACAAGAGACAUGACACAAAAGGAAAAAGGAUGGUGAGGGGAGAGGAAAACAAGCGCGCUCCGUUUUUAAGGCACCCGUUGACCAGGCUGCAUAGUGGUUGUCAUAAUGACCAGUUGCAAUGGAAAGAAUUCAGGGACAGGAAGAGCCAAAGGGAGCUGUCAGCUGAGACAGUGGGGUGGUCCUGUUUCCUGUCUCUCCUCCUCCUCCUGCAGCCAGAUGGAAUGGCUGCUACGAAAUGAUUGAGAGGAGACCCAUGGAGCUGGGAUCUCAAUAGAGCUGAUGGCACGAGCCCAUUGGUUUUGCAUUGCUGGAUUCAGACCAGCAUUUGGUGUGCUGCAAAAACCACUAGCCAGUUGCCUCUGGUAAGUUAACCAGAAUAGCAUAGAGGCAGAUAGCAUUCCUUUGGGAAUUAAAAGUAUAUGGCCCAGUGAGACAGACUAUUUGUCUAUCUAGCUCAGUACUGUAUUCACGUACAGGCAGCAGCAAUGCAAGGUCUAAGAAAGUAAAAAAUAAAUAAAAAAUCCUGCUCAUCACCUGUUACCUGAGAUCUUUUUAACUGGUUACGAAAUGUUGUGCAUAUCCCUGAUGGCAAGUGCAGAUGGCAAGUGCCUACAAUUUUGGCACUGGGCACUGGACACUUCUAAAGACAGACAUACAGUUUACAUAUGAACAAAACUCUGAAGACGGUUUAGUACAGGGAAAAACAGCUUCACGAGGGAGGGAGGUUGGAGUGGGGCAGUCCCCACCCAUCACUUUUUGCUCUAUGGUGCCCUUACCCCAAACCAUUCUUACACAUGAGGGGCUCCCAAGCCUUUGCAAAUACGUGUUGUGGUGAAAGGGUUAAUCACUCUCCACUUUCCCACCCUAAAUCAUCUCUCUCCCCCUCCUUACUCAUCUCUGAAGCUUUUCCCUAGAAGAAACAAGGUUUAUGUUGCACACAGUAAUUCAGAGCGACAGUUCUCCUUUCUUAAAAUUCAGAGCGACAGCUAUCCUUCACAUCACAAAUAAUUGGCUGUUGUAACUUUCGCUGGAAGCGCAGCAUCAUUGGUACCCCUUUAGGGCCAAAGUAUCCAGGAUGGAAAGCUGAGUGUAACUUUGCCCUGGCAUUUUUUAAAAGGAAAAGCACACAGGGGAGGCUGGAAUCUUGAGCAAAAGAAGUGUGUGUGUGUGUGUGUGUGUGUGUGUGUGUGUGUGUAGAGGGAAGCAGAGAGGGCAAAGGAGACUUCCCAACUAUUUCCCCUCAGUCUGUACCUCUGCUCAAAAAUUCCCUCCCCAGUUGCUCCUCUCCUGAUUUCGAUUUUUUAAAAAAAAUGUCUGGAGGGGAAAGGGUUAAGCACCCCCCCAUUUUCUGCUGAAGAGUCCAAUCUUCCUGCCAGCUCUUUUCAUUUAUAACACUUACACACACACACCACCACCACCAGGAUAAAAUUGCACACCUUGGUUGGUGUGCCAUGUUUCAUUUGGCCUUUGUUCUGGAAAAGGAUUCUGGGAAAGCGCAAUACUGGGGCUGGGGUGGGGGAUCACCCAGCUACCUAGCACUGAGGUUCACAGAAAUCUGAUGUGGAUUUUUCCAUCCUUGGAAACACAACAUUUUUUUCUCAGCAUUAGGAGAGAAAUUAGGAUGGGGUGGGGAACCCUGCCACAGUCGGUUCCAUUGCUGGCGAGCUGUAGCUGUGAAAGCCAUCGAGACUUAGUGGCUGAAAUGAAAGUUACCAUAGAAGUAAAACGUUCAAAGAAAGGAGACUGCGAAUGAUCACAGAUGGUUUAAAAAUAAAAAUACAGGAGGCGCAUCUUGGCUCUUUGUUCCCACUUCAAUCGCACUUGGCUCAAGUCGAGCUAACUUGAGUUAAGCAGUUUCCUUCAACCAUCAAGUAAUCCAGGAAUGCUUUUAACAAAUAAAUAAAAACGGCAGCUGAAGAUGAAUAAGGACUAUAUUUAGCACACUGGAGCACUCCCCAGAUAUUAUCUUAACAACCCUGCAAGGUAGGUUAGCAUGAUUAUCCCCUAUAUUAAAAAUGGGAGACAAAAAACUGGGUAGCAGGGAAGGAAUCCUUUAUAUAUUUAGGGUUUUUUUGUACACGUUUUGAUUCUUCAGUUCAAGCUGUGAUGGGGUGGGGUGGGUAACAGUGGGGGACAUAGUCUGUAGGGCAAAUGGGGCACUGUCCCACCAACCACAGCCCCCCACCACCUGGCUGCCUUCUUGCAUAGAUAAGAAAUAAUAAUAAUAAUAAUAAUAAUAAUAAUAAUAAUAAUACAUUUUAUUUAUACCCCGCCCUCCCCAGCCAAGGCUGGGCUCAGCGCGGCUAACAACCAAUAAUAAAAACAAGUUGCAAUACUACUUAAAAAAACUAGGUUAAAUACAACAUUAAAACAUUAAAAUGCAGCCUCAUCACAGGAGGAGAAAGGAAAAAAGAAAGAGGGGGAGGGAAUCAAAUUGACUCCAAGCCAAAGCCAGAACCAGUCCAGGGAGGGGCACUGCUUGUCAACCUACUUCUCCGAAACUGGAAUUACCAUAUGUAUGGAAGUGAGAGCUGGACCAUAAAGAAGGCUGAUCGCAGAAGAAUUGAUGCUGUUGAAUUAUGGUGCUGGAGGAGACUCUUGAGAGUCCCAUGGACUGCAAGAAGAUCAAACCUAUCCAUUCUGAAGGAAAUCAGCUCUGAGUGCUCACUGGAAGGACAGAUCCUGAAGCUGAGGCUCCAAUACUUUGGCCACCUCAUGAGAAGAGAAGACUCCCUGGAAAAGACCCUGAUGUUGGGAAAGAUUGAGGGCACAUGGAGAAGGGGAUGACAGAGGAUGAGAUGGUUGGACAGUGUUCUCGAAGCUACCAGUAUGAGUUUGACCAAACUGCGGGAGGCAGUGGAAGACAGGAGUGCCUGGCGUGCUCUGGUCCAUGGGGUCACGAAGAGUCGGACACGACUAAACAACAACAACAAAGUCUUUCCAUUGCAAGCACCCCUUUUCACAGGAAGGAUUUUCUGCCAGAGGAGGAAAGGGUUAAACCCCUCCUUGCCUGCCUGCUCUGAUGGCCUUUCCCCUUGAUGCAAUUUGCAUUUUCUGAAAAUUUGCACAUGAAAUGCAAAGGCAUCUUUUAAUGGCUGUGUCUAGGUGCUGCCUCACACACAUCAAACAUACCCCUUUCUUGCCUGUGGUGUUGGCUGCCCUGAUGAGUUCUUCCUUCCAAUUGCUCCACAUGCACACAGAGCCUAUUCAAGGCCAGACACCCCUCCUCCAGUUGACCACAACCACCUAGAUCUCUCCUGCAUCACUCACAGACCACCCUCUCUUAUCUGUCUCUUGCACAGAGAGGCUUAUACAGAUGUGCUUGCACGCCCCCCCAAUAAUCUAAUCCUUAGAAGCUACCCAGUCUGCUCAUUCCAUUCCUUAGCUGAGCUGAACUGCCUGCAUUUAUAAUUUGACCACAGCAAGAAACAUGGCCCCAUGAUGUGAUAAUUUACUGUUUGUGUAGGGAGCAGAGCCGUGUUCUUAGCAGUAGGUAAUUUUCUUUUAAAGAAACUCAACAUAGGCAGUAAAGGCAGUCUCCAACUUAGAACAGUUUCCAACUUAGAAUCAUGGAGUUGGAAGGGACCAUGAGGGUCAUCUAGUCCAACCCCAUGUAAUGCAGGAAUCUUUUGCCCAAUGUGGGGAUCGAACCCACAACCCUGAGAAUACAAGAGUCAUGCUGUACCAGCUAUCUCCAUGGUCUCAAUGGGAAGCUGCUGUCAGAUCAUUUGCUCUACUUCAAGGGUGGGGAAACUCUGGCCCUGAAGAUGUUAUUGGACUAACCCCCAUCAGCCCUAGACUCUAUAGCCAACAAUCAGGGAAGAUGGAAGCUGUAGGGCUGCCUUCAGAUGUCUCCUAAAGGUUGUCUAGUUACUUAUCUCCUUGGCUCAGGGGCUGUAUAAAGGUAAAGGUAAAGGGACUCCUGACCAUUAGGUCCAGUCGCGGACGACUCUGGGGUUGCGGCACUCAUCUCGCUUUAUUGGCCGAGGGAGCUGGCAUACAGCUUCUGGGUCAUGUGGCCAGCAUGACUAAGCCGCUUCUGGUGAAGCAGAGCAGUGCACGGAAACUCCGUUUACCUUCCUGCUGGAGCGGUACCUAUUUAUCUACUUGCACUUUGAUGUGCUUUCAAACUGCUAGGUUGGCAGGAGCAGGGACCGCGGUAGCAACGGGAGCUCACCCUGUCGCAGGGAUUCAAACCGCCGAUCUUCUGAUCGGCAAACCUAGGCUCAGUGGUUUAAGCCACAGCGCCACCCGCGUCCCUUUUCAGGCGUCGUACAACUCCAUGCAUUUCUCUGAUGAAAAGUGGGACGUCCUAAGGAAAAGUGGGACAUUCCGGGAUCAAAUCAGAAACUGGGAUGGCUUCUGUAAAUCCGGCACUGUCCCUGGAAAAUAGGGACAUUAGGAGGGUUUGGCCCCUAUAGAGAGGGUAUUACUUAAGAGAAUUGUUAUUGACAUCCCUCUUGUCUGGGGAGACAAUAGAAGAGGGGGCCUUGUGCGGGGUGAAAGGGGCAAAGUCAAACUGUUGGAGAGUUACAGCGCCUGCUGUGGCUGUGGAGACAGAUAUUGGAGAGAUGUUUUAUUGCAGGUGGGGCAAACAAAGGCAUCUGUUUUUGCUGCUACAGGGGCAUCAUGGUAAAGUUUGGUCAUUGCUGUGGGUCAGCCAGACAAAGGACACUAAUGGGAAAUUUGGCUGCUCAUUGUCUUGGAAAGCACCUUGGCUUGAACAUACCUCCAAGUGAUAAAGAGCCUCAGACUGCAUUACCACCUCCUUAAGAGUGUGCGCAAGGAGAAUAGCAGAGAGAUUGCAUUGGAUUUUCACUUUGCUAAGAGUCAAUUUGGAUUUCAGGGAACUGGUUGCUGGGUUGCAGUGAAAGUGUCUUUCCUUAGCAGUGCAGUGUGAACAGCCUCGCAACUGCCAGGCAGUUUGCGCUGCCUAUCAACAGACCCAUUCUCUGGUUACAGUCUCUUCUCUAGCUGCUGGGAAACCCAUGCGUGUAGCUGCCAUGAAAAAGGAAAGAAGGAAGGAAGGAAGGAAGGAAGAAAGGAAGGAGCAAACUCAGUGCUGGAGAUCAUUCGGGAAAGAUAAAAAAAUAAAGCUGCCAGUAUCAUAUUGCCUUUAUACAAAUUGAUCAUGCAACUACGCUUGGAAUAAUGUGUCUAGUCUUGGUUAAGGUAAAGGUAAAGGGACCCCUGACCAUUGGGACCAGUCGUGACCGACUCUGGGGUUGCAGCGCUCAUCUCGCUUUAUUGGCCGAGGGAGCCGGCGUACACCUUCCGGGUCAUGUGGCCAGCAUGAAUAAGCCGCUUCUGGCGAACCAGAGCAGCGCACGGAAACGCCGUUUACCUUCCCGCCAGAGCGGUAACUAUUUAUCUACUUGCACUUUGACGUGCUUUCAAACUGCUAGGUUGGCAGGAGCAGGGACAGAGCAACGGGAGCUCACCCCGGCACACGGAUUCGAACCGCUGACCUUCUGAUCGGCACGUCCUAGGCUCUGUGGUUUAACCCACAGCGCCACCUGCGUCCCAACCCAGUCUUGGUUGCUGCACCUCAAAAAGGAUAUUGUAGAGUUAUAGAAGGUGCAGAAGAGGACAAUCGAGCAGGGGCAAACGAAGGUGCCGUGACACCUGGGGUGGGGCAUCGCUAUAUAGGGCACAUGUGUGGCGUCGCUACGUACGACGCUUGCGCUGUACGUUGCACCGCCGCACUUGCCGCCGCCACUUCAGCGCCGUAUGGAUGAUGCCGAUAUCCUCUGCUUGCGGCUGUAGCAGCGACGGAGGGAUCCCAGCCCCGUCCGUAUGGCGCUCGAGUGGCACCAGCGGCAAACCGCUAUGUACAGCUCAUGUGUGGCCUUGCUACGUACAGCACAUGCGUUCAAAUCUGCUCGGGCCACCAUGCCCAGGCUGGGGCGGCAGGGCAAGCACCCCAUGGGGUGCUGCCUUGUCACCCUCCCAGAUGUGGAACCCAGGGCGCAUCGCCCCCCCCCCCCCCCGUUGCGACGCCACUGCAAUCGAGAUGACCUGGAGGCUGGAGCAUCUUGCCUAUAUGAGGAAAGGCGACAGCAUUUUGAGCAUUUUUGCGGCUGUGUAGAGAAGAGAUGAGCAGAACUGUGGAAGGCAUGUUGAAUUUUUCACCUUUCAGAUUUCAACAUUGAGGGGUGCUAAAAAAUUAUAACAUGACUUGGGAAUCCAAAAGUUAUCUUGCUUAAAUUAAUAUAUCAUUUUGCUUAGUACCUAAAAUGUUUGUAAAACUGCAUAGAGAUAAUUAUAAAUGAUUGCUAAGUAUUUGUAGUUAUAUGGUAUAUGAAUAUUAUUAUAGAAUCAUUAUUUAGCAUUACCUGACAUUUACAGGAGGUAACAUUAAAAUUUUCCAGAAGAGAGUUUAUGUGCUUCUUCAUCAAACGUAGACUUACAAAGCUAAAUGUUGUGCAGUUGCAAAAAAUAAUAGAUUUGAAUUCCUCAGACCCAAAAACGUAUUUUUAACACCCCUCAAUGAAGAAGUUUGCAAAAGUUGAGCUUUGCCCCCUAAAAUGACACACCCCAAUUGUAUAUCAUUAUGCAAAGUUUAGAUUCUUGUAUUGCAGGGGGUUGGACUAGGUGACACUUGGGGGCCCUUCGGACUUGCAAUUCUAUAAUUCUGUGUGGAGAAAGUGGAUAGGCAAUAGUUUUCAUUUCAUAAUAUUAGACCCCACUGACAUCUAAUGAAGUUGAGGAGAUUCAGGACAAAAACAAGGAGGAAUUUCUUUACACGAUACACAGUUAAACUAUGGAAUUCAGUCUCAGAAGUUGUAAUGACUUCUUAGAUUACGUUAAAGGGGGAUAAAACAAAUUCGUGGAGAAUCAGUGGCCUUUAGUCAUGACAGCAUCAUAUGCUACUUCCAGAAGCAGAGGUCAUGCUCCUCUAAAUGCUGUCCGCUGGGGAUUUACCAUGGGAGAGAGGCCUGUUGCUCUAGUGUGCUGUUUAUGGGCUUCCCAUGGGCAUUUGGCUGGCAACUGUGAGAGCAGGUGCCCAGUGUGAAACAUGGACAACUUAUAAAUGCCAUCUCCAACUCCUCAAAAGAUUCCGUCAACGGCGUCUCCAAAAAAUUUCACACAUCACUUGGGAAGACAGGCGAACUAAUGCCAGUGUACUGGAGGAAGCAAAAAUCACCAGUGUUGAAGCUAUGAUUCUUCAACAUCUGCUUCGUUGGACUGGUCACAUUGUUCAGAUGCCUGAUUAUCAUCUUCUAAAACAACUACUCAAUUCAGAACUAAGAAAUGGCAAGCGUAAUGCUGGUGGUCAACAAAAGAGGUUCAAAGACUCUCUCAAGGCAAAUCUAAAAAAAAUGUAGUAUAAAGACUGACAGCUGGAAAACACUGGCCUGCAAGCGCUCCAGUUGGAGAAUAGCCUUUACCAAAGGUGUCAUGGGCUUUGAAGACGCUCAAACUCAGGACAAAAGGGAGAAACACGCUAAGAGGAAGACACACUUGGCAAACCCUCACCAUGAUCAAAUCCCGCCCGGAAACCUAUGUGUCUCUACUGUGGAAGGAUAUGUGGAUCCAGAACUGGCCUCCACAGUCGCUUGCGGACUCCCUGUUGAGAUUGUGUUCAUGGAUGACAAUCUUACUCGGCUACGAGUGAUUGCCAAAGAAGAAGAGUGGUUAGAGUGUUGGACUAGGCCCCAGGAGACUAGGGUUCAAAUCUCCACAUGGCCUUCAAGCUCAUUGGGUGAUGUGUUGUUGUUUUUAAUUAUUUAUCAUUUUCAUUUCACAAUAAGAACAAUAAAUAGUAAUCCAAAUACCAAAUACACAUUUAAUUUCGACUUCCCUGUGUCCUUUCCAUGGUUCACUUCAUUAUUUUCUUUUCCACUACAUAUUCUCAUUGAUCUCUAUCUUUUCAUUUUCUAUAUCUGCAGAGUUAUUACUGCUGAAUUUACUCUGUUUAACAGUACUCCGUUACUGUUAACCUUUUAAUAUGCUUAUAUUUUUCCAAAUAAUCCACAAAACAUUUCUAAUCUUCUUUAAAUAUCUCAUUUGGGUAGCGUUGGGCCAGCCACUGUCUAAUUUACGUCAUAGGGUUAUUCUGAGGAUAAAAUGUGGUGACCAGAAUCACGUAUACCACUUGAGCUUCUUGGGAGGAAAGGCGGGAUAUAAAUAAAAUAAAAUAAGCAGAACAUUGGAACUUAUGGGCUGGGCUGGGGAACCUGUGGCCUUCCAGAGGUCACUAGGUUACAGCUCCCAUCAUCCCAGGCCAUUGGCCAUGCUGCCCAGGGCUGAUGGGAGUUGGAGUCCAACAGCAUCUAGAGAGACAGUUUCCCCACCUGUGAGAUUAUAUCCUUACAAGAGCAUUCCUCCUGUUCAGGGCUUCAGUUGAAACUCACCAGAAUUGUCAGGUGGGCACCACUGCCAUUAUAAGAGAACAAGGGAGGCGUACAUGAUGGGUUCCUGCACCUCUUUUUCUAGAAAUAUAGCACUGUACCUGUUCCUCUGCUUCCGGCCCCAUAAAAUUUGCCUUUGUUUCUCUUCUACUUCCACCUUCCUUGUUGUCCAAGCAGUCUCCCGCCUGAACAGCCUGGAUGCAGCCGUCCACCGCCUCAAUGUGCAGUUCCACCUCAUGGACGUGAAGGUCUCCCAGUUCUCUCAAGGCCUGGCUGAACUGAAGGGGAGCAUGACGGAGGCUCACGAAUCGCUCGACUCCUUGAAAGAAGUCACCACCCGCAACCAGAAAGAGCUCGGAAGAAUCGAUGGUGAGGACAGGGGGCAGGGAGGCAAUGCACAUUGGGAGUGGUUAGGAAAACAGGGAGCAGCCCUAUACUGUCAUUGGUUCCAUUCCCUGCAAUGCAGGAAUCUUUCACCUAACGUGGUCCUCAAGCCCACCACCCUGAAAUUAAGAGUCUAAGACUAAGCUAUCCCUCCAGUAAAGUGUUUUUUGGCUUUGUUUUAAAGACAAAAAGGAUCAGGAAGGCCAGCCACAGAUCUCCAGCAUCAUGUCUGCUUCUGGCCCUCAGCCUGCAAGGGCAGGAAGUGGCUAAAGGGCAAUAACAGGCAGAGCCCUUGGAAAUGCAAAGCCAUGUUGAGAGCUGGACCGAGCGCCUGAGGCCGCCAGUUGCCAAAUCCCUCCUUUAGCUCAAAAAGCUGUCGUUCUUUUGGUGUCAAGAUUGUGUGGUGUGUGUGUGUAUGUGUGUCAGAGAGUUAGGAUUUCGUAUGCUGCUCAGGGCUGAUGGAGCGUAAGGAUCAAAGCAAAGGUUAUUCAGGGAAAGAGGGGGAUUGUCUGAAUCUAGCACACUGAGCUCGGGUUGAGAUGUGAGGGUGGAGGGGUUUCUCUCUCUUUAUAUCUUUAUAUAAUUUAUUAUUCUUAUUUUUCAAACGUUUUCACAUUGACCUUCAAAUCAAACACACUAUUUCCCACCCUCAUCUCUGCAGCAUUUUUACUCAAACCUUUUCUACUGCAUUAGAUCUUUAUCUAUCACAAAAUUUCUCUGUUCUAAUUAUUUUGUCAUUUUCCCUCCUGCCCGCGAUUUCAUUUGACUGUAAUAUUUUUUUUAAAAAAUAGGCCACGAAAGGCCUCCAUUCUUCAGGAUGGAGGCGUUUCUCAAGGCCAUUCAUCCUCUGUUGCCCCCAUGUGUCAAAGUUCAGACUGCAGGCUCCUUGGGGCAGAGACCUAUCUCCUUGCAUUCCACUUGAUGGAAUCGCAAGCUGUAGGUAGCAGCAGUUGCCAUUGUAACCAUGACACUCUCUGCCCUAUCCCAAGGUUGCCUGCGAGGCCGCCGGACCCACGGCAAAUGCUUCCUGAUCUUCAAGAACUUCGAAGUCUACGACGCAGCGCAAAAACUGUGCGAGCUCAGGGGAGGGAACCUGGCCAUGCCAGCAGAUGCCACCGAGCUGGCCUUCCUGCGCCGCUACCUCUACGACGCCUUCCAGCCUAACAACUGGCCUGUCUGGGUGGGCAUCAACGACCGGCGCUCAGAAGGGCUGUGGCUCUUCGAGAACGGGCAGCGCGUGUCCGUCUUCGACUGGUACCGCGACUUCCUGGUGACUCAACCCAACGGCGGUGCUCGGGAGAACUGCGUGUCCCUCAGCUCAGACGACGGGAAAUGGUGGGACAAUGACUGCGAGCGGCGGAUGUAUUACGUCUGCGAGUACCGCCUCUAG
Messenger RNA from Podarcis lilfordi (Lilford's wall lizard), 18002 nucleotides. NCBI's taxonomy places the organism in Eukaryota, Metazoa, Chordata, Lepidosauria, Squamata, Lacertidae. The record is from the annotation of a GenBank genome assembly.